Leptomonas pyrrhocoris is the source of this 2960-nucleotide messenger RNA. RefSeq lists its product as hypothetical. The coding region runs from base 153 to 2960 and encodes 935 amino acids. NCBI's taxonomy places the organism in Eukaryota, Euglenozoa, Kinetoplastea, Trypanosomatida, Trypanosomatidae. The record is from RefSeq and is a predicted model, not a curated record. The transcript has a single exon.
AGCACCAGAAACCCAAACGAGGAGUGGCGGUGGUCGCAACACAGUUUUCUCUGUCUUCUCUCGCCUCUUCUUUUCACCAUCCCGCCACCUUCAGAAAAAAGGGAAAACGAAUUGGCGGCCUGAAGUAGAGGCCGAAAGAAACUAUAUAUAGAAUGUCUCAACUCCCAAACGACAAGUAUCGGCUGCGCCGGCGCCCCCGUGCCCCAUCAGCAGGAGGGGCGGGAGUAGUAGCAGCGGGGCUGUCCUGCGGGAGUGCCUCCAGCAGCACCCGGCCCUCCUCGCGGCCCCGCAUCGAGGCAACAGAAAACGUGCCGUCUCUCUCGCCCACCGUCUCCCCACCUGCGCUGUCCAUGCGCGAGCGGGGCUCCAACACGUCAACGCCGCCGCCUGCGAACUGGCAAAUUCCUUCGUGCAGCCGCUGCAUUGUGUGUGGCCGGCUCGGAUGUGAGGCGUGCAGCGUGAAGGUCGAUCCUGAAGCAACGCGGCAGAAGCUGGACUCUCUCCGCCUGAACACACCUUUCGAACGCGCGAAGUUGACCCGCAUCACCGACGAGCUGCUCAGCGAGGAAACCCGACAGCGACAGCGGCUCGUUAGUAGGGGCGAUGCCUGGCUGGAAGGGCUGCGCACGACGGAGUUGAUUGAACGCCAUCUAGUGCGCGUGAUCUUGCAAGAGGCCCUCUAUCGACAGCAGUUGUGUAGGUCGGAGCAAGCCGUGCGAAGUGCGUUCGUCUCUGCGGCUGAUCAGCACACCGUUCUGCUUGCCUUACAAUCCAGCGAGGCCGCCGCGCGCCAGACAACCGUCGCCCGCGAGCGAGAGCAAUUUGCGAACUUCGUGUGGCGCUGCACGCACGCAGCACAGGCGGUGCACCUCCUUCAACGCGAGGCCACCACACGCGAGGCCCUGCGCUACAACGAAUCGUCGCAGUGGCACCGACUGCAGGCGACCGAGGUCGAGAGCCGCAGCCUCAUUGCUGAAAACGGCAUGGCGCGUCUUCGUUUCCACGACAGCUUCCUGGAGAGCCGUGAGGGAAUCUGUCGCGAGUGGUACACCGCGGUAGAGAACCUCGCCGCAGCAGCCGCGUCGCAUCGGGAGUUGGUUGGUCAGCACGUGCAGCAGCGGUGUGUGUUCCUGCGCGCUGCAGAGCAAGGGAAGCGCGACCUCGCCGCCGAGGAGGCAGCCACGCGUGUGCGCCUGCGGGAGGAGAUGACCGAGGAGGCGGAAUACCUGGUAGAGUGCCACCGCAUCUUCGCGCGGCAGCGCGCCACCUUCUUCAAGUCCGAGGCAUCGCUGCGGCAGGGCAUUCGCGAGGAGGCGGAGGGCGGCUACCACGUCAUUUUUCUCGACAUGAAAGCGGACGAGGAUGACGUGCGCGAGGCGGAGGCGCAGAAGGCGGACCGUCGGCACUCCGCGCUGCUCUUCGCGCUCGACGCGCUUCGCACAAUUCAGCACGAAGAGCACACCGCCUUUGAGGCGCUUGUGCAAGAGCAACGCACCGACGCCGCGGGGCGGCUGGCGUGGCGGGAGACGAAGGCGGCGGUCCGAGCUGCGCUGCUGCACCAAUGCGUGUUGGAGAGGGAAACGACCGUCGCUGCGGCGGAGGCGGCCGCUCGCGCUGAGCUGCGAGACGCACUGGCGCAAGGCGAGGUGGGCGUGGCGCAGUGGGUGACGUCCAAACACCACGCACGGGAGGAGCUGUGCCGCAAUGCGCAGGCGGCCCUGGAAGCCGUCGCUGAAGAGGAGCGUCAGGCGCGUUUCCGCCUGCUUUCAAGCAUGGCCGCCCACGAAGAGGGGGUCCGGCGGUGGUGCGAGGAGAAGCGUGUGGCACGUGCAGCGCUGUUCGAGGGCGAGCGUGCCCAGCGCAGCUUCGUGGUGCAGCAAGAGGGCGUAUGCCGGCAGGCGGUGUGCAGCAGAUUUGUGUUCACCACCAAAGCGCUUGAAGACCGUUUGAUGCAGCACCGUCAAGAGCGGACAAGGGCGUUGUCGACGGCGGUGGACGCCCUCACACGCAUUGCACAGGACGAGCAAGUGGAGUUCACGCACCUGCGCACGCGAGCAGCGGAAGACGCGAGGCGCACGGCGGAACUGUUCCACUUUCGGUGCCAGAUGGAUCUCCUCCACGCAGAGACGCAGCGACGCGCGUUGCUGGCGCAGGAUGAGAUGGCGGCGCGGGCCGAAGUGCACACGAAGAUGUUGCUGUCGGCCCGUUACGCCGCUGAGGCUGCCCUGGCCGCCCUCCGCGUGCAGCUCUGCAGCGUCACGACGGCUGAAGAAGGCGCGCGGCAGUGCUUCUACGAGCAGGUCGGCGACUGGUACGAGUACGUGGCAGUCGAGCAGCGAAUGGAGGAGCUGGCUCUGAUUGCGGAGCUGGAACAGCGCAUUCGGGAGGAGCUCCGUGCACGGCAGACGUACAUGACCGAGGACGCGCGGCUCUACGCUGAGGAGGAGCCUCUGGCGCUGCCCGCGCUGAGCAACGACGACGACGCGCGUUUUGCGCUCUCGACAAACACCAGCGGCGGAAGAGGAGGCAGCAUGCACGAUGUGCGCAGGGCUCUGGUGAUGCAGACGCUGGGCAACCCGACCUGCACCGCAGUCCUCCCCGCCCCAGCGGUAGAUUUUUUAGUCGCCGUGAUCGACCGGGUUGGCCGCCAGCGUGACAUUGCAAUGGAGGUCUUUACGGCCGCCGAGCGGCAGGCGCGAGACGCAUCGAAGAAGCUGAUGCAGUGCGAGCGUGUGCUUGCAGCGGAGAAGGAGAAGCGGGAGAUGUACGACGUCUCGUCCCGUCGCGAGGCAGAGGAGCGCGAGCGUCGCGUGCACGGCGAGUCGCUAGACAAGGCGCGCGGUCAGCAGAGCAUCGCGGCUGAGAAGCGUCGGCUGGCGGAUGUGCAGGCGGAGCUGCAAGAGCAGCAGAAGAAACUCGAAGCCCUCAAAAGCAGCGUCCACAAGCAGUUUAGCCGUUGA